Molecule: messenger RNA, 393 nt
Organism: Emericellopsis atlantica
Lineage: Eukaryota; Fungi; Ascomycota; Sordariomycetes; Hypocreales; Bionectriaceae
Exons: 2
Source: RefSeq, a predicted model, not a curated record
AAAAGGUACACAGUCGAGCAGUCCGACUUCAUUAUCUAUGCCCGUCACGAGAUGAAGUGGUCUUGGAACAAAGUCAGAGACGCCUUUGCGAUGACCUUCCGGCAGGAACGAACUGUUCCUUGCCUCCAAGGAUGCUACUACCGGACUAACAUGCAUAUCCCUAUGUGGGACGCCGAGGGUUUCCUUCUCUUCGGCGAGAGAGACGCCACGAAAUCUUUGCAAUUCAAUCUCAAAGGCGCACAAGCACCGCCGGAUGAAGACGUUGGUCUCGCACGUCGGCAUCCGGAGAGGGCUGCCUUGUACAGCUGGGUUCAUCCUUCGGUGCAAAGCCAGGCGCGCGCUUGGGCGAUGAAACGGCAAGAACAGCUGCGGGAACGCGGACAAAGACGGAAG